Molecule: messenger RNA, 1157 nt
Organism: Galeopterus variegatus (Sunda flying lemur)
Lineage: Eukaryota; Metazoa; Chordata; Mammalia; Dermoptera; Cynocephalidae
Gene: FAM78A
Product: family with sequence similarity 78, member A
Exons: 2
Coding region: 250-1101 (283 amino acids)
Source: RefSeq, a predicted model, not a curated record
GGUUAUGCCUUGAAUGCCAAAGUUUUCUGUUUUUAACCCAAAGAAUAUCGGUGAUUUUUGUCCACUGCCGGGAGAAGGGGGAGCCCAGCGCUCUCGCCAUGCAGCAGAGCCCUCGUCUAUAAGCAGGCCCGGCCGGUGAGAUGCCGACCCCCUCCGCUCGGUGAACGUUCUAUCCUAUGGAUAUCGGGCUUGAGAUCUGAGACUGCAGAGCAGCGCCGUCCGCACCGGCCCGGCAGCCGCGGCCUCUCAAUGCCCGGAUUCUUCUGGGACUGCUGUCCUUCCCUGGAGAUCAGAGCGGUCCUGUGUGCCAUGGGCUGUAUUCAGAGCAUCGGAGGCAAAGCCAGAGUCUUCCGGGAAGGGAUCACGGUGAUUGACGUGAAAGCCUCCAUCGACCCCAUCCCCACCAGCAUCGACGAGUCCUCCAGCGUGGUGCUCCGCUACCGGACGCCCCACUUCCGGGCCUCGGCCCAGGUGGUCAUGCCGCCCAUCCCCAAGAAGGAGACCUGGAUAGUGGGCUGGAUCCAGGCGUGCAGCCACAUGGAGUUCUACAACCAGUACGGGGAGCAGGGCAUGUCCAGCUGGGAGCUCCCUGACCUCCAGGAGGGCAAGAUCGAGGCCAUCAGCGACUCCGAUGGGGUGAACUACCCCUGGUACGGCAACACCACGGAGACGUGCACCAUUGUGGGCCCCACCAAGAGAGACUCCAAGUUCAUCAUCAGCAUGAACGACAACUUCUACCCCAGUGUCACGUGGGCUGUGCCGGUCAGCGAGAGCAACGUGGCCAAACUCACCAACAUCUACCGGGACCAGAGCUUCACCACGUGGCUGGUGGCCACCAACACCUCGACCAACGACAUGAUCAUCCUGCAGACCCUGCACUGGCGCAUGCAGCUGAGCAUCGAGGUGAACCCCCACCGGCCCCUGGGCCAGCGCGCCCGGCUGCGGGAGCCCAUCGCCCAGGACCAGCCCAAGAUCCUGAGCAAGAACGAGCCCAUCCCGCCCAGUGCCCUGGUCAAGCCCAACGCCAACGAUGCUCAGGUCCUCAUGUGGCGGCCCAAGUACGGGCAGCCGCUGGUGGUGAUCCCACCCAAGCACCGGUAGCAACCAGGGCCACCCACUAGAUUAGACUCAAAAAUAAUAUACUGCUCAAAACCAAA